GAAAAGUUAUGGAGGUUUUUUUUGGGAAAGUCAGGAAAUUCCUCUGUCCUAGAACUAGAUAGUGUGUCUUGAGUUCUCUUUGAUUCGGAAUAUUUAUUCGUCUAAAGGGGGUUUCUCAACUCUGGGUGCCUAUCUGUAAAAUGGAUGCUACCAGUUUAUCUGUCCAAUCUAAUGGCAAAAGGCCUAUGAAGGACAGAGUGUGAGGGCAAGGAGAACAAGGUGGCACUGUCCCUCUCUCCCACCCCACCGAGCUGUGUGGCCUUGCUAAGAGGAUUGGUAUUGUACUGAGAGUGGUGAGGGGAUGGACAGAGGAGCUCUUGAGGCCCCUUCCAAUUCUCCUGCUCCUCCAAUCAAAUAAUAGGUUUGCCAAGUUCCCACACCCUGGACUCUACUGUCAAGGACCAGUCUUUGGGAACUGCGCCCCUUAUCAAUUUAGUGCCACGCAGCUCCAAGUUCAUCCUUCAUUGUCUGCUUUGAGAAAAUGGAUCUGGCCGCUUUAGACAUGUUUCCUUUGUGUGCUGACACGGUAUCAGGUUUUGUCAGAGGGAGAAGUAGUAGGACAUGGCCAGAAGGUUUUCUUCCUGCCCUAUGUGCCCACUUGGCUGACUCCUGCCAUGCUCAUGGCCCCUCCAGCACCAGGCUCCUACAGUGCGUGGUGGUCAGCAGCACCCAGCAGCCAGCAGCUUCCUCCAUCCUCUUCAAGCAGUUUGUGGCUGACUUCCUCCAGGAAGGCACUUCUCUUACGGGAACAGCUUCACUCUGGCCCCCGCAGAGCUGGAUAUCCAGCAACUCCACUGCUUUGGCACCAACAACAACUUCUCAGCCCUUGGGCUUCUCCAGCUUUCUGGCAAUACCAAGCGGCAGACCCGGGAAUGGGUUGUUCAUUCACUGCUGUACCGCCCGUGAGCGGCAGAGGGCAGCAAAACACACUCAUCGGACGGGCAUCAAGCGAGCCUGGGGAUAACCAGAGCUUGAAAAUGCAAUCAACCCAUGAAAAUGUUUUUAAAGACCAUGAUUCUGUUCAUCAAGGAGACAUUUACAGGUAUGUCAUUAAUAGAAAUUGAAAAGGGUAUUGUGGGUAACUGAAUUAUCAUAGAUACAAUACAGCAAGUAUCUAUGGUAUAUUCAUUACUGAGAUGAUUUGAACUUUUCAUAUUCAAUAUGUAACCUUGAGCAAGCUACUUAAAUUCAGGUUUUGUCUAUUCCAUCUACAAAAUGGGGACAGUAUCACCUUCCUUCAGUGAGCUGUCGUAAAGGUGUGUGAUAUGAUGACUAGAAAACCAAUAGAACACAGCACGUGAUUGAUGAGUUCUACUGGUAUAAAUGAGUUCCCUUCCCACUUUCUUAAAGUGCAGCAAAGUGGUACCCAAACCUAAGAGCUAUUAUCCCUAAAUAAUUUCAAAAUCUAAAAAAAAAAAAAACCUUAGAACCUCAGAUGAUAUAAUUAACAUAAAAGCCCAGGUUUUUGUAUAAAUGAAAAGGGAUAAAAAUUCAUACAAAACCCAUUAAUAACAUUCACAAGCACCCUAAAUAAAUUAUUUAGAUAUCUGCAAGUCAGCUGCAAGGUGUUCUUCCUCCUCAAAUAACCUCUAAAGAUGAGCUUAUAGACAGAUUAACUUAACAGUGAAACCUAACAUUCCACCAGUAAGAAUCUUGUUUCUGUUAAGCUGCUCUUUACUAAGUUGGAGGUAAGAGUUCAAAGUAGAGUUUUACUUAAGAAAACUGGGGCAAACAUUGAUUUUAGUUCUACAGCUAUAAAAUGAUGCCAUUCAAAAAGUGAACACUGGGCUGGGCACAGUGGCUCACACCUAUAAUCCCAGCACAAUUUGGGAGGCCAAGGCGGG
Molecule: messenger RNA, 1844 nt
Organism: Nomascus leucogenys (northern white-cheeked gibbon)
Lineage: Eukaryota; Metazoa; Chordata; Mammalia; Primates; Hylobatidae
Exons: 3
Coding region: 615-1064 (149 amino acids)
Source: RefSeq, a predicted model, not a curated record